Fusarium keratoplasticum is the source of this 774-nucleotide messenger RNA. Its product is annotated as SAP domain-containing protein. Gene Ontology annotation, biological process: poly(A)+ mRNA export from nucleus. Bases 1 to 774 code for a protein of 257 amino acids. NCBI's taxonomy places the organism in Eukaryota, Fungi, Ascomycota, Sordariomycetes, Hypocreales, Nectriaceae. Gene Ontology annotation, cellular component: nucleus. The transcript is spliced from 2 exons. The record is from RefSeq and is a predicted model, not a curated record.
AUGGCCGAGUACUCUUCGCUCAAGGUGCCCGAGCUCAAGAAGCUCCUUGCCGAAAAGGGUCUCCCCCAGACCGGCAACAAGGCAGACCUGAUCGCGCGACUCCAGGAGAACGACAAGAAGGCCGAGAGUGAGGCGAAGCCCGCUGAGAACAAAGAGGACGAGAUCAGCUACAGCGACGACGAGGCUCCCGCUGAGCCUGCUGCUCCUGCUCCCGCUCCCGCUGCUGCGCCCGCGCCUGCACCUGCUGCUGAGGCUCCCGCCACCGAGACAGCUCCCGCCGCGACCGAGGGAGCUGAGGAGCCCGCUGCGGAGAAGCCUGCCGAGACAGAGGCGCCUGCUGAGCCUGAAAAGUCCUACGCCAUCGGUCUCUCGUCCACUGCUGCUGAUGACGAGGCCAAGAAGCGUGCUGAGCGCGCCAAGCGCUUUGGUCUUGAGGAGGAUGAGGAUGCAAAGAAGAGGGCUGAUCGAGCAAAGCGAUUCGGUCUAGACGAGAAGGAGCUCGCAUCCACUCUUGACUCGGCGCUUCCAGAGCGCUCCCGAAAGCGAGGCCGUGACCGUGGCGACGGUGAGGGUAACCGUUCCACCGAGAACAACCGCCCUGGCAAGCGACAGAGCCUUGACCGAAGGAAUGACCGACGAAGGGGAGGCCGCGGUGGACGUGGUGGUCCCCGGAACGAGUCGACCCGCGAAACUCGAAGCCGGGGUAGUAUCCUCGAUGACCCGGCAGAGAAGGCCAAGGCGGAGAAGCGCGCUGCUCGGUUCGCUGGGAACUAG